AUGGUAAAUGAAUUUUCUGCAACCUAUAAUAAUUUGUAUACUCAUUAUCAAAGCGGAUGGAGUGAUGAGAAUGUGUUGGAGAAUGCACUGAAUAUGUGGAAAGCCAACAAUAAAAAUAGAGAUUUCAAGUAUAUUCAUGUAUGGAGGGUUCUCAAAGAAUAUGAGAAAUAUGCUCCUCAAUCAGUUGCUCAUUCCUCUAAUAAGAAGACAAGGACAUCGGAAUCAGGGGGGAACACUUCAACAUCAAACCCAAAUCCAGAUACAAGUGUUGAUGUUGAUGACUUUGAAGUCUGCAUUCGUUCGAUAGGGCAAAAGGCAGCGAAGAGGAAAGACAAAUCCAAAGUCAGAGAGUUCGACACAAUGGAACAAAUCCUUGACAAAGAAUGA
Zingiber officinale is the source of this 387-nucleotide messenger RNA. RefSeq lists its product as uncharacterized. Bases 1 to 387 code for a protein of 128 amino acids. The transcript has a single exon. The record is from RefSeq and is a predicted model, not a curated record. NCBI's taxonomy places the organism in Eukaryota, Viridiplantae, Streptophyta, Magnoliopsida, Zingiberales, Zingiberaceae.